AUGGCAGCCCUGAUCGCCGAGAACUUCCGCUUCCUGUCGCUUUUCUUCAAGAGCAAGGACGUGAUGAUCUUCAACGGGCUGGUGGCCCUGGGCACGGUGGGCAGCCAGGAGCUGUUCUCCGUGGUGGCUUUCCACUGCCCUUGCUCGCCGGCCAGAAACUACCUGUACGGGCUGACGGCCAUCGGGGUGCCCGCCCUCGCCCUUUUCAUCAUCGGCGUCAUCCUCAACAACCACACCUGGAACCUGGUUACCGAGUGCCAGUACCGGAGGACCAAGAACUGCUCGGCGGCCCCCACCUUCCUCCUCCUGAGCUCCAUCCUGGGCCGCGCGGCCGUGGCCCCCAUCACCUGGUCCGUCAUCUCCCUGCUGCGCGGGGAGGCCUAUGUCUGUGCUCUCAGCGAGUUCGUGGACCCCUCCUCGCUCACAGCAGGGGGAGAGGGCUUCCCACGGGACCACGCCUUGGAGAUCCUGGCCAGGUUCCCCUGCGGGGAGGGCCCCGCCAACCUGUCCGGCUUCCGGGAGGAGGUCAGUCGCAGGCUCAAGUACGAGUCCCAGCUCUUCGGGUGGCUGCUCAUAGGUGUGGUGGCCGUGCUGGUGUUCCUGACCAAGUGCCUCAAGCACUGCUGCUCGCCGCUCAGCUACCGGCAGGAGGCCUACUGGGCGCAGUACCGCAGCAACGAGGAACAGCUGUUCCAGCGCACCGCCGAGGCGCACUCCCGGGUGCUGGCCGCCAGCAACGUGCGCCGCUUCUUUGGCUUCGUGGCCCUCGACCAGGACGACGAGGAGCUGAUGGCCAAGUUCCCCGUGGAAGGCACGCAGCCGCGGCCGCAGUGGAACGCCAUCACCGGCGUCUACCUGUACCGGGAGAACCAGGGCCUCCCCCUCUACAGCCGCCUGCACAAGUGGGCCCAGGGGCUGCCGGGCAACGGCACGGCCCCGGACAACGUGGAGAUGGCCCUGCUCGUCUCCUGA
This is a messenger RNA of Pipistrellus nathusii (Nathusius's pipistrelle), 972 nucleotides long. The record is from the annotation of a GenBank genome assembly. Lineage: Eukaryota; Metazoa; Chordata; Mammalia; Chiroptera; Vespertilionidae.